Messenger RNA from Paramacrobiotus metropolitanus, 1166 nucleotides. Its product is annotated as RNA-binding protein pno1-like. The record is from RefSeq and is a predicted model, not a curated record. The coding region runs from base 211 to 948 and encodes 245 amino acids. The transcript has 6 exons. Gene Ontology annotation, molecular function: RNA binding. Gene Ontology annotation, cellular component: nucleolus. NCBI's taxonomy places the organism in Eukaryota, Metazoa, Tardigrada, Eutardigrada, Parachela, Macrobiotidae.
GGUUCGUCUUUCAGGUGCAAAUGAAAAUCCGCACUUUAGGAUAAGUAAUUAUUCCGCUUUCGCUCAUUUUUGACGUUAAAAGUGAAAGCUUGAAGGCUGUUGAAUCCUGUAUUUUGAAAGGGCAAAUAAUUAUAAAAGUACCCCUCCGUUUCUCAUCCAACAAGGUCCAUUAAACCCAUUCUGACACGGCUGGACUGCGAUUUCUUAACUAUGGACGAUCUGCCAGAUCUGGAACCCGUUCCUAUUGAUGUUGAUCACCCGGUUCCUGCCAAUGAUGCCGCUUCCACAUCCACUCAGAAAUCCAAACGUAUUCGAAAGCGGAAGCGGCGCAAUACGCAGAACUCCGCAAUGGAAGUGGAUGUCGAAGAGGUGCUGCCGCGAAAAAAAUCCAAAUGGGAAGGCGAAACUGAUGUCCGUAAAGUACCCGUUCCUGCUCAUCGAUACACACCGCUGAAAGACAGCUGGACGAAACUCAUACAACCAGUCGUGGAGCAUCUGCAUCUUCAGAUGCGCUUCAACCUGAAAACCCGUAAUGUGGAGAUCCGACCUAGUCCGGAAACCGAGGAUAUUGGUGCGCUUCAGAAAGCAGCUGAUUUUGUCCGAGCGUUCGUCUUGGGCUUCGAAGUUGACGAUGCGAUGGCGUUGAUUCGUCUGGAUGAUCUUUUCAUUGAGUCGUUUGAGAUUACCGAUGUUAAGCCGUUGAAAGGCGACCAUCUGGGACGUGCAAUUGGUCGUAUUGCUGGGAAAGGUGGACGCACCAAAUUUACCAUUGAAAAUGUGACGAAAACCCGAAUAGUCUUGGCUGAUAAGAAUAUCCAUAUUCUUGGAUCUUUCCAGAAUAUUCAGACCGCCCGAAACGCGGUAUGCAAUCUGAUAUUAGGCAGUCCCCCAUCAAAAGUCUACGGAAACAUGCGAGCCAUUUCUUCUCGCACAACAGAAAGAUUGUGAAAUAGUUCGAAUGCUACUCCAGAUAAAUAAUACACACAGCGUGUAUUCUCAAUCGUAAAAUGAAAAAAAAACUUUUUGGUUUUUGCAACUAACUAACGUGUGAGAAUUCGUAUAAAAGUAACAUCUUUUUUUACAGUUUUUUGCAGAUAUAUGGUACAUACAGUAUCUGAAAGCAUAUAGUAAUUAAAAAAAACCCUCCAACCGCAACGUUACUGUAC